This is a messenger RNA of Poecilia reticulata (guppy), 2694 nucleotides long. It is a transcript of the gene actn3b, whose product is annotated as actinin alpha 3b. Gene Ontology annotation, molecular function: calcium ion binding; protein binding. The record is from RefSeq and is a predicted model, not a curated record. Lineage: Eukaryota; Metazoa; Chordata; Actinopteri; Cyprinodontiformes; Poeciliidae.
AUGACAGCUGUCGAAACCCAAAUGACAUAUAACACCUCCUAUACGAUCCAACAUGAAUCUACGUAUAUGACCCAGGAGGAGGACUGGGACAGGGACCUGCUGCUGGACCCUGCCUGGGAGAAGCAGCAGAGGAAGACCUUCACAGCUUGGUGCAACUCCCACUUGAGGAAAGCUGGGACACAGAUCGAGAACAUCGAGGAGGAUUUCAGAAAUGGCCUCAAACUCAUGCUGCUGCUGGAGGUCAUUUCAGGCGAGAGGCUGCCCAAACCCGACAAAGGAAAGAUGCGUUUCCACAAGAUUGCCAACGUGAACAAAGCUCUGGACUUCAUCUGCAGCAAGGGGGUCAAGCUGGUGUCUAUUGGUGCAGAGGAAAUCGUCGACGGUAACGUGAAGAUGACCCUUGGUAUGAUCUGGACCAUCAUUCUGCGCUUCGCCAUCCAGGACAUCUCUGUGGAAGAGACCUCCGCUAAAGAAGGUCUGCUGCUCUGGUGCCAGAGGAAGACUGCCCCCUACAGGAAUGUCAAUGUGCAGAACUUCCACAUCAGCUGGAAAGAUGGCCUGGCGCUGUGUGCCCUCAUCCACAGACACAGACCUGACCUCAUUGACUACUCUAAACUGAGAAAGGACGACCCCAUCAGUAACCUGAACACGGCCUUCGAAGUGGCCGAGAAGUUCCUGGACAUCCCCAAGAUGCUCGACGCUGAAGAUAUCGUGAAUACGCCCAAACCUGACGAGAAGGCCAUCAUGACCUACGUGUCCUGCUUCUAUCACGCCUUCGCCGGAGCCGAGCAGGCUGAGACGGCUGCUAACCGCAUCUGCAAGGUGCUGGCUGUCAACCAGGAGAACGAGAAACUGAUGGAGGAGUACGAGAAGCUGGCCAGCGAGCUGCUGGAGUGGAUCCGCCGCACCAUCCCCUGGCUGGAGAACCGCGUGGCAGAGCAGACCAUGCGCGCCAUGCAGCAGAAACUGGAGGACUUCCGCGACUACCGCCGGGUGCACAAGCCGCCGCGCGUGCAGGAGAAAUGUCAGCUGGAGAUCAACUUCAACACUCUGCAGACCAAGCUGAGGCUCAGCAACAGGCCCGCCUUCAUGCCCUCCGAGGGCAAGAUGGUGUCGGACAUCGCCAACGCCUGGAAAGGUCUGGAGCAGGUGGAGAAGGGCUACGAGGAGUGGCUGCUGACCGAGAUCCGCCGUCUGGAGAGACUGGACCACCUGGCCGAGAAGUUCAAGCAGAAGUGCGGCAUGCAUGAAGCCUGGACUGCAGGUAAGGAGGAGCUCCUGUCUCAGAAGGACUACGAGUCGGCUUCUCUGAUGGAGAUCAGAGCCUUGAUGAGGAAGCACGAGGCCUUUGAGAGCGACCUGGCCGCUCACCAGGACAGAGUGGAGCAGAUCGCCGCCAUCGCCCAGGAGCUAAAUGAGCUGGACUACCAUGAUGCUGCUACGGUAAACGCCCGCUGCCAGGGGAUCUGUGACCAGUGGGACAACCUGGGGACCCUGACCCAGAAGAGGAGGGACGCUCUGGAGCGUGUGGAGAAGCUGUGGGAGACCAUCGACCAGCUGUACCUGGAGUUUGCCAAGAGGGCAGCUCCCUUCAACAACUGGAUGGACGGAGCCAUGGAGGACCUGCAGGACAUGUUCAUCGUCCACAGCAUCGAGGAGAUCCAGAGUCUGAUCACUGCUCACGACCAGUUCAAAGCCACUCUGCCCGAGGCCGACAAGGAGCGCAUGGCCACCAUCAGCAUCCACAACGAGAUCCUGAAGAUCGCCCAGACCUACGGCAUCAAGCUGUCCGGAAUCAACCCGUACACCAACCUGAGCCAGCAGGACAUCAACACCAAGUGGGAAACUGUGAAGCACCUUGUACCCCUCAGAGACCAAAUGCUGCAGGAGGAAGUGGCAAGACAGCAGGGCAACGAGAGGCUGAGGCGCCAGUUUGCUGCCCAGGCCAACAUCAUUGGACCCUGGAUUCAAACCAAGAUGGAGGAGAUCAGCCACGUGUCUGUGGACAUCGCCGGCUCCCUGGAGGAACAGAUGAACAGCCUGAAGCAGUACGAACAGAACAUCAUCAACUACAAGUCCAACAUCGACAAGCUGGAGGGAGACCACCAGCUCAGCCAGGAGUCGCUCAUCUUCGACAACAAGCACACCAACUACACCAUGGAGCACGUCCGUGUGGGCUGGGAGCAGCUGCUCACCACCAUCGCCAGAACCAUCAACGAGGUGGAGAACCAGAUCCUGACCCGCGACGCCAAGGGCAUCAGCCAGGAGCAGCUCAACGAGUUCAGGGCCUCCUUCAACCACUUCGACAGGAAGAGAAACGGCAUGAUGGACCCAGACGACUUCCGUGCUUGCCUCAUCUCCAUGGGUUACGAUCUGGGUGAGGUUGAAUUUGCCCGCAUCAUGACCCUGGUGGACCCGAACAACACCGGCGUGGUGACCUUCCAGGCCUUCAUCGACUUCAUGACCCGCGAGACCGCAGAGACCGACACCGCAGAACAGGUCAUGGCUUCCUUCAAGAUCCUGGCUUCAGACAAGAACUACAUCACAGUGGACGAGCUGCGCAGGGAGCUACCGCCCGAGCAGGCAGAGUACUGCAUCAGCCGCAUGACCAGAUACAUCGGAGCCGACGCUGCCCCCGGCGCCCUGGACUACAUCUCCUUCUCCAGCGCCCUCUACGGAGAGAGCGACUUAUAA